AUCACAGCGCCUCUCUCAAUAAUCGAGUUGCUCCGUAGCUGUGCAUCCAGCUCUGGAUGAUCCUUUCUUUUCUAACGCGGAACGCCCCGUGUUUCCUUCUUCAUUUCUAACGCGCGUACGCUCUUGCAUUCUCUCUUCAAAAAAUAAUACUUAUUUUGUGUGAAACAUGAUCGUCUGUGGAAAUGAAACACGUUGUGAUAUAGAUCUUACACAAUUGCCUCUAGUGCAGUCUGAUCAAUCGACAGAGGCAACGCCAGAGCGGUUGCGGCAGCGUCUUGAAAUGGGAGGUAACCGAGAAGGGGCUCAGCUGGCUGAUGGUCAGCGUUUCGCAGUCCUCAGCUAUGAACAAGUCAGUAAGCUCGAUGCAGUCAUGGAAGAAGUCAUGCCCAUCCAUGGUCGAGGCAACUUUCCAACUCUUGAAGUGCGGCUGAAGGAUCUCGUCAAAGUUGUCAGAGCCAAAUUGGAGAGCGAGCAGUCCGUACAAGUCCGGGAUAUCCGGUUGAACGGUGGCGCCGCCAGUCAUGUGCUCGCACCCGAAACUUCCACAUACAAUGAUCUCGAUCUUAUUUUUGCUGUGGAUCUUUCUAAUCAGCGCAACUUUGACAAAGUGAAGACUGCUGUCCUGGACUCCUUGCUAGAUUUUCUACCAGAAGGUGUUGUCAAAAAGCGCAUAAGUACUUGCAGUCUGAAAGAAGCUUACGUCCAUAAAAUGGUUAAGGUAACAAAUGGUGACCGAUGGAGCUUAAUUAGUUUGAGCAACAACAGGGGACGAAAUAUCGAGCUGAAAUUUGUCGACACAAUGCGUCGACAGUUCGAGUUCAGUGUCGACUCCUUCCAGAUCAUCCUUGACUCACUUCUACUUUUCUACGGCUGCUCACAGAUGGCCAUGAGCGAGAACUUCUACCCGACCGUCGUUGCAGAAUCUGUCUACGGAGACUUCCAGGAAGCACUUUAUCACCUACACAAGAAACUCAUCGCCACCAGAAACCCAGAAGAAAUCAGAGGUGGCGGACUCCUUAAAUACUGCAACCUUCUUGUACGAGACUACAAGCCCGCAAAACCAGAAAAAAUCAAACACCUCGAAAGGUACAUGUGUUCACGAUUUUUUAUAGACUUCGGCGACAUAAACCAGCAGAGGUCGAAGCUGGAAAAUUACUUGGCCAACCACUUCAUGGGUGAGGAACAAAACAAGUACGAAUACCUCCUAGUUCUUCACAGAGUGGUGGACGAAAGCACAGUUUGUCUGAUGGGCCAUGAGCGCCGGCAGUCCUUAGCGCUCAUAGAAGAAUUGGCUUGCCGGACCUAUUAUUUCGAACAUCAAGCGAAAGACUUGUUCCAGCCUCAUCCGCAUAUCGUUUUUGGAGGUGGUUUCUUCUUCACACCUUAUGCACCCUACCCAUGCUCCUGUUCUUGGAUGCCAUGCACGUGACCAAAUUCUCACUCACGUCCGUCGUGCCAAUCAAAAAUAUAUCCGGGAUUUAUUUUUUAAAUCUAUUUUUGUUUUAUCUUCCGCCAUGAAGCGCCAAGAAGAGAUAACGUGUAUCUCUUCACCGGUUUUGUGUUACUGCGUCUUCUUUUUUUUUCUUUUUGUAAAGUUGUAUUUAAUUUGUAACUCAUCACUCAGCAUUGGGUCCAAGUGUGGAUCUUUUGACUCAUUCUGUACAUCCAGAAAUUCUAUUUCGAAAUAUCUAUGCAACUUCGGAACGCUGUGCUUCCUAACUAUUCGACAUGAAUUACAAAACGUCGCCACGGAGAAUCAAUCCCAAGAUCAAAAAAAAAAAAUAAUAAAAAUAAAAACCAGCUAUUUAAUUCCACAUCACUGUGAUUUGUUUUGCGCAGUAGUGGGCCUUCCUUAACAAAGUGACAACCUUGCAACAUCUCCGUUAUGGUGACAUUCUUGUUCGAAUUGUAUUUGCGCACAAUUGUCAUCUGUGUGAAGAAAAAUAACAACUUGAGUUUUUAGGCCCAUGUCACGGCGCGCUUUGUUUUGAAAUUGUUCACCAUUUUAGGCAUCUGAUAAAAGUAGUCAAACCUGUAAACAUCCACUGCCCUUUCCUCCUGUUGGCUAGUAGGAAUAACCAAUUUGCAGUCAUUGUGUUCAAUUUUAAUUGCCUUUCUCUUUAAUCUUAUUUCAGCGCUAGUGCCUGACAUAUGUAGACCCCGAUUCUACUAUUUGUCUAGUGUCAAAUGAUUCUUGAUGUCUAGUCAGCUCUAGACCCAUCAUGGCAGAGGACGUACAAGCCGGGCUCAUGAACUCUUAAACGUUUUCCUUGUAAUGUCACUUCUACAUCAUUGUGAUUUGUAAUGUUUCAUGAAAUGUUUAAGAAAAUAUGCAUGUCCAUAAACAUUGAGUUAUUUUUUCUCAAUCAUAUAUAUCUGUGAUUAUUUGUAUAUUGCUUAGUAUAUUAUAAGGAAUAUUUAAUGGAGAAUUAAUUUUUUUAAAAAAAUAUUUUGUAUGCUUUUAAAAAAAAUUAGUUUUUUUUCCCAGUCAAGAUAAUUUUGUUAUUUUAGUUUCUCAAUUGGUGCAGGUUUAUUUAAAAAUGCUUGCUUUGAAAACGUGUGUUCUUUUUAUUUUGAAAUAUUUCAUGACAUUGCCUAAUUUAAGGCCCUUUUUUUUCAACUGUGCAAUUAUAUAAAUUGUAUUAUGCCAUUAUUUAUUUUGAUGUUUUUUUUAAAAAAAAAUUCAGCAAACUUAUUUUUAAUUUCUGGUUGAAAAAGCGGCCUUUAAAUCCUUUUAGAAUAAUUCCCCCUCCCCAAUUUUCAAAAACAUGUUGGUACUUGUAUUCCCUCCCCUUUACCCACAGUUACCUAUAAGCCUCUCCUCGUGUUUUUCUUUUUUGUUCAACGAAAACUUUAACGACAACGAUUUCGAAAGCUAUAAAAAAUGUGCAUAGUUCUCUUUUAGGUUAUUUGAUUAAAUUGUUCGAGUGAAAGAUGCUGACAGCAGAGCUGUCACCUGACAACCUGAUAAAACCAAAUUCUUAGUGUUUCGCCAAUAAGAAAAUGUCUGAGAAUAACGACACAUUAAAAUAUUUAGUGAUUGACUUCAUUAUUACGCAUGCUCUUCUGGCGAAAUCUGAUACGAGAAUUUCUUCUUCAAGAUUUGAUUUGUAUGGGAUAUAUGUUUUCAAAUACUAAAAGAAGUAGCUUACAUGGAGUGAUACACAUGCCAUAGGCUAAUUGAUAAAUCUGAUUCUUUGCAAAGAACAGAGGUCAUUCCACUAUGCGUCUAGGCUAAUUGGCAGUCUUCAGUUUCAUACAGUUAGCCUCAGGCUUAAUACAAUCAGCCAUUUACUUUUAGGUUACUUAGAGAAUAUAUCGAUUGCUCAAAAAGCCCGAUUUAUUUCAAGCAGUUUGUAAUGAGCCAAAAGCUGUAGCGAAUUCAGGCUAAGAAAUUUUUUUGCACAUUUAGUAAUUUGCCUAAAAUACAUCAGACUGGCUAAAAAAAUACUGAAGAUUGUACUACAAUUAGCAUGGCACUUUGCAAAUUAACAGCAACAUUUCCAUGGAGUGCGAUUUUCUUAUUAGUCUAUGACACAUAUACCCUGCAACAUUUAUUCAAGAAACUAAUUUCAGUUAACGACAAACCAAAUUUGUUAAAUACUGAAUUUUAAAACUUGAUUUGUUUGCUUUCGUUAUAAAUUUUUAUUUAUAUAUUUAUAGUCUAUUUUUCUAUUAACUGUACCAAUUUUGAAUAAUCAGAUAAACGUUUAUCGAAACUACUACAUUUACUUAUGAAAAUUUCUCAACACUUGAUAUACAUGCUCUUUGCAAGGACAAUUCAUGAUUAUUAUAUUCCUUGGAGAGUUAUUGCUGAGUUUACAAAAGGUAUUGAUAGCUUAUUUUAGUAUUAAAAAUUAUCUGACAACAAACGGCCUUAGUAAAAAAUUGGUGCGAUAGGCACGAAGAAUUAUGCACAACUUUUCCGAUGAAUUCACACUUGGAGAGGAUUUAUCAUGGUCGGCCCACCGUUAAAAUACGGUGGGUGAAUUAAAAUGGAUGUGAUAAUUUCGAAAUGAAAAACAUUCCUGAUAUAUAUAUAUGCAAACUGAUUCACUUAACCUUUUUUGAUGUAAAUAAUGUUUGUAAAGAAAGAGUAUUAUUGAAGUGUUGAGAUUAGAGAGAAAUAAAGUAUUUGAGCUCUC
Messenger RNA from Parasteatoda tepidariorum (common house spider), 4145 nucleotides. Its product is annotated as terminal nucleotidyltransferase 5C. NCBI's taxonomy places the organism in Eukaryota, Metazoa, Arthropoda, Arachnida, Araneae, Theridiidae. Gene Ontology annotation, biological process: mRNA stabilization. Gene Ontology annotation, molecular function: poly(A) RNA polymerase activity; RNA binding. The record is from RefSeq and is a predicted model, not a curated record.